CGGGGAUAGAGGACGGAAAAUUGGAAGAGUGAUAGUGAAAAAAUGAGAGUAGUAGAGAGGGAAAAUUAGAUCGAAAAAAUAGGGAGUGAGAUAGGAGAGUGAAAAAAUAGUGAUUGCAAGAGGGAGAUUGGGCGAGAGGGAGUGGCCGGGGCCGCCUCCCUGGAAAGCGGCGGCGGCGUGACUGCCACACCGGAGCCCAGGACCUGUGUUUGAAUCUAAUCCCUGAGUGACGGUGCAAACUCUUGAGCGCCCUAAGGCACUGAAGUCCCUUUGCCCAUAUUCGGCAAGUUCUGGGCUACAUUCAGGCUUGGGCUGAUAAGUGCUGACUGAACCGGGGUUCAUGUUGAAUGUUACUGAAGAGCCCAGUGGAUGUUGGUCGACAGUGUCCAACAUUGGACCCUCCUAGCAUCGUAAUUGGUAUUGCUGUGUAAAAUGUGUGCCUAAGCAUCUACAGUGUAAAUCCCUCCCCUCCCCCCACUCCCCCAGCCGAGAAGGCCCAUCCAAAAGAAGUCAUGCUUUCAGCUAUUGUAGGUGGAGGGGUGAGCAGGGGCCAGCAACUACCAACACCUGAAGCGGCCUCGCUUCUGCUGGCCCAGGAGUUAUGCAUCGGACUUCGGAGUAGGAGAGUGACUAGAACGUCCGUCCAAGGUAGACCAUCUCAGCCACAGGCUGUCCCACCAGCCCACAGACUGGGGCCGCGGAGCCGGCAGCUGUCCGUCUCGGAGGCCGCAUCCCUUCUCCUGUCACAGGAGCUUCAGAGCCGAAGAGUGACAAGGAUGUCCAUUCAGAGCAAGCCCUCUGACGCAGCGGCCCUGCCACAAAUCCGAACCCACACGCUCAAAUCCAGCGGACGGACAGUCAGGAAGCUGAACUACCGAAAGGUAGCGAAUUGUGGACUGAUUGCAUCGCCAGAUGUUGGUGCCAUGAAACGGAAUACCAGGCCGAAGAGCAAAGAGUCGGCAGUCGAAGGCAGUGACGAGGGGAGGCUGGAAUCUCGUGUUAAGUGUGAGGAGGAUGCAAGUGUUAAAUUGUCCCGGGAAAUUGGAUUGGUGCAGAGGAAGAGAGCAGGGACUAUAGGGAAGAGCCACUCUGUAGUUCGCCGGAGUAAGGCACGUUCAGUUAUGAAGCCAGGCAGUAACCAGGACAACAGUGAAGCAGAUCCUGAGACUUGGCCAUCAACUGUUACCAACAUCAAGCUGAAGGUGGAGUUGCCUGAAGUCCAUAUCCUGUCUGGAGAGGCCAUAGCAGCCAGUCUGUGCGGUGGAGAUGGCUUGAGCUGUGGUACUGCCCCAUCUGUAGCCGGAUAUGAGAGAGCAGAGCAUCCCACUGUAAUGGAUCCAUGUGAAAGAGGGAUCCCUGCUGCUAUUCUCCAUCAGUGUGAAACAAAGUGCAUCUUUCUCCCGUGUAAAAGUGUGAAACAGUCAGUCAGCGGUGACUGCCUGCUUUCAACAUUGGCCAAUGAAAUGUGUACAGAAAAUGGAACAAGCAGUGAGGUGUCUGAAGAAAACACAGGGGCUAAAGUUCCAAAAUAUGAAGCAAAGCUUCCUGCCACACUCCUGAAGCAUGCUGAAGUAGAGAAGCCAGUAGGAGGUGAGAGUACUGGGAAGGCACUUGGAGAAAACAAAUUGGUUGUGGUACCACUCCAGGCAGCAGCCACCGAGAAGUUUACAGAGCUUGGGUUAGUUCGGGAAGUGCCUUUAGAAGAUGCAGUGGGUGGGGAUGUGCCAGACCUAAUUCCUUCAGCUACCACAGCAACCAGCCACUCGCUCGCAGAGAUUGAGGUGGAAAAUGAAGUGCCUGUAACUAUUAGGAUGCUUGCAAAGAAUGGGCUGGCUGAGGCACCUUCGGAUAAGGCAACUGUUAAGUUGCCUGUGAAAGUUGAAAUGACCACAAAUGUGUUUUCAGAGAAUCACUUGGCCUGUGAAACAUUAGAAGGUGAAGUGGUUAGAGAAUGUGUGACUUGUACGAAUCUCAGAGAGUCCGGUGUGCCAAUAGCACCCAGUGACUUGACCGCAGUGGGUGUGGCAACCAUAGAAGUUACAGCAACAAACGUGGCUGUUGAGGGCAUGUUGCCUGAGAGACUAUCGGAUAAUACAGAAAUCAUGGAUUUGGGAGUAGAAGGGGAGGUGACCACUGCCAUGCCUGUUGAAGAUGCAAUGACCAGUGCAACACUUGCUGAGAAUCAGUUAGCCACUGAGGUACUUGCAAGGGAUGAAACAACUGCAGAAUUUGUGACCUUUGCGUUUCUAGCAGAGCACAUGUUGACUGAUGCACCUACAGACACAGCAGUUCUGCCCAAAGCAGUACCUUUAAGAGUUACGGCAACCACAAGCUCUCUUCCCGAGAGUGAGGUCCCUCCAGCUACAACCAUGGAGAUGUCUGCAGAGUGUGGUCUACCCAAUGAGGAUUCUGUAGAAAGAGCAAUGGCCAGUAUCAUGCUUAAAGUGAAUGAAUUGGUUGAUGUACCUACAGAUAUUACUGCUGUUGCCAUUGAGGAUUCCACGGAGGACGAGCUGACCACGGAGGACGAGCUGACCACGGAGGACGAGCUGACCACGGAGGACGAGCUGACCACGGAGGACGAGCUGACCACGGAGGACGAGCUGACCACCGAAGUGCCUAUUAAAGAUGUGACGUUUGAUAAAACACUAAUGGAAAGUGAGUUGGCUGACAUACCUGCAGAUACUACUGCUGCUGCGAUGGAGAUUUAUACAGCCACUGAGCUGGCCAUGCAAGUCGGUGUGACAGCCAGUAGUCCGCUUGCAGAGAAACAGCUGGCUAGUGAGGCACUCGCAGAAGUUGAAACAGCUGAAAGUGUGACUUGUGAGAUUCUAGUUGAUGGAGAAUUAGUUGAUAUACCCACAGAUGUAGUCGUGAUUGAAUUAACUGCAGAGAAUGAGGAUCAUGAAGCAAAGUCUCUAGAAGUUGCAACAACCAAAGGGACCAUUACAGAGAAUGGAUUAUUUGUGCUGUCUCCGGAUAUGAUUGGUUGUGCAGCUAAAGCAGUGCUUUCCCAUGGUAGGUUUCUGGAGAGUGAGUUGGUUGAGUUUUUCCCAGAGACUUUGACACCCAUAAAGGAUGAGAAGAUCAGAGAGGUUUCUGUCAAGGGUGUGAUGACCAGCAAAAUACUUGAAGAGAAUGGUUCGAUGAAGCCACCUCCAGAUGUAGCGAACUUGGGGAUGGCUGCAGAAGGUGAGGUAACUACAGCAUUGACCAAUGAUGAUGCAGAAGGUGAUAUGAUGGUAGCAAGAAAUACAAUCAGUGAGGAUAUUAAAGCAGAAAGCAAGAUAUCAAAUGAAACUUCUGGUGUCAACACCUUCCGAAAGAAGCAAUUUGAGCCACUGACAUUGAAAGAAGGUAAUGUUUGCACCUAUGUUGAUGGAUACGCAAUGUGCUGCAAGGAUAACAGACAUAAAGAUGUUGACCUCAACUGUGAAUUGGAAUCUGUUUCAGUACCAUUUACACGGACUCUGUGUGUUCAGUGCAGAAAACAGGAGGCAAGCUGUGUGGAAAAGCAAGAUUGUCAAACAGUAAUGGACAGAACAGACAUGCUUGGACAAUUUGGAACGUCACCAGUCUGUGAAGAAGCAGCCAUUUGCUGUGUAAAGCUGAAAGCGCUGCAUAGUGCAAGUAGGAGGAAAGAGUUUAUCGGGUUAAAGCUGAGGAAUUUAAACCACGCAGUGCUUUUAUCAAAUAGUACUCCGCAUAUCCCCAGAUUUGAGAAGUUCUGGGUGAACAGGGCUUUGCAGUGUGUGGAUUACUGCAGCAGAGUGAGUAACUGUGUCAUUGCUGGCAUGGACCACAAGGUCCAACCACUGGAAGAAAUAAAACCAAAGAAUCUGCCUCUUCUAUGGAGUAAUAAUUUAGAACGUAGUAAAUGGUGCAGAAAACCUGUGCUAUUGGAGCACUUGUCAACCAUUGCUAAUGGUCUGAGUGUGUUUUCCAAGUGUGUAGAAGUGCCACAGGAAUUCUUUCGAACAUCUGACCUUAUUAUAGCUAUGGGUAUGUGUAGUAGGUUUCAAUUACUGCAGUUUUGCUUCAAUACUGAACAGACAUCCUAUGUGGACACUUACUGCCACCUAUCACCCCCAAGUAAAGAACAGUCCAUCAGUGCGAAGCCUCCUGCCCAGUUUUACAGCAAGGAUCAGCACUGGUCUUUUCCCAGUAACUGUACACAUUUCAUUACUCCGGAUUUCGCUAUUUCGCCUCAUCUCAACGUGACUUCAUUGCUUUCUUUUUUCACUGACAGUGACGAAGCAGUUAAUCAAUGCUCUGAAAGGACAAGCUUAUCAAUUAUUCCACAACACACGAGUCAAGACUCUUGGACAAUUUCCCAAUGCCAUGCCAGCUUUGGCAAGACCUGUUGGCCAUCUGCUUCGCCAUUCAAGACUGGGAGGUGCCCUUGCACUUGUUCCAAGUUUGGGUUGCAUACAGUUCUAGCACUUUCAUCCCCGGCCUGUUACAGGCUGUGGACAAGGCAGCGCCAUUUUGGCAGAGCCCCUAAUGCCCAUUGGCCAUCCUUCUCUCAAAUUGGAGAGGGUUUGAAAAGACUCAUUCUCCCGGUUCAUUCAGACAAAUCCGUUUGGUCGCUGACCUACACCUUGGGCAGAGUAGUGUCAUGGUGGAAUCAGCACAGUCCAUCACCUUGUGUGUCGAGAUUCAACAUUAGCCCUUUAAACAACUGCAGGAGGAGCAUUCCCAGUUUCCGUCCAUCCAAUCUCAUCGCUGGAAAUGGAACCAAUUUGAGUGAAGCAAAAUCAUUGCUAAUUCUACAGGCCAAUGAGAGGAUUGACCUGCAGCACCUGAACUUUGACUGCAUCAAAGAGCCGUAUCUCGCUUUACCAGACCCGCCUACCUCAUCCCCAGAAUGCACUGUCACUGACAGCACCUUCUCCUCUGCUUCAGCCCUCGUCCCGAGCAUUACAUUUGCAGAAACCCAGCUCCACUCUGAACAAAAAGAGGAAUGUGCACCUCAUGACAAGCCCAUCAGCAAAUUGAAGGGAUCCCUGAGGAAGGUCUCCCAAAUCCGAAUCCGGAAAAGUGUUCCCAAACAAGACACUAAUCUCACCCCCAUGGGGCUCCCCAAACCCAAGAGAUUGAAAAAGAAAGAAUUUAGUUUGGAGGAGAUAUACACUAACCAGAAUUAUAAAUCACCAUCUGCACACAGUAAAUAUCUGGAGACGAUUUUUGAAGAGCCUAUUUUAAAGAAGGGCUCUUUCAUCUGCACCAGUCUCCAAAAACGCAAGCGCUUGUUAGAAUUCCAAGACUACACUCUUCCCCGUAAGAGGCGAGCACACACUGGAGUGAAGGUUCAGAGCCGUACACGGGGCAGGAAAGCGACUAUACGUGAAGGGGAAAUUGAUUCACUGCUCGUUCAAAAGCUGAGUGAACUGGAGGCCUUCCUGGCUGGAGAGGACUAAAGUUACUGCUGAACUAUUGAACAAUUUAACCAGCUGUACUAGACUUGCGCUUGCAACCAGAGUGCCCAGGUCUGUUUACACUACACACCGGAGAUCAGAGGGGUGCACUGUGCGUUUGCCUUGUUUUCUGGUUGCUGGGAAAGAGAAUGAUGUGACGCUGGAAGGUUACUGCAUGCAAAAACAAAAGGGAGUGUGGGUCUUUCAACAGCACCCUGUGCUACUAUCCCUGCUCAACUCUUGCUGUAUGUAAGCAGUAAUGGAAAGAGAAACAUGGUACUUUACUGAAAGGUCAUUUUUUUUGGAGAGAGAUUCGGAACCCAGUGGAUGAGAAAGAUUCCGCCUUGAGCUCCCAAUUGAAUGAAGCUCCUGAUCCCAAUUUCCAAAAAAAAUUUGAUUUACUGCAAACCAAUUUCUGGCUUAAGCUGUCACGCUGGGGAAAGAGUGGCUCAAACAUAAUGCAGAAAGCAUCUUUUAGUGUUUACAAGAUUGCAGAUCCAGCAGUGAAUUUUCAGUGGUUUUUGGGCUGAAUUAACUGCUCUAUGGAGCACUUAACUUAUAAGUGUCUUCUGACAGAUCAGUUUGAUGGGUGGAUGCUGUUUUAUCUAUCUCUAAGCGACUUGAGCCUAAAGUGCUAAAAGUAAAUAUUCCAAAGUAAAUAUUGAAACACAAAUGAUUUUUCUGUCUGUCUGUGUUGCCCAAUAAAUUGAGUGAAUACAGGUACUACUGACCCAUUGGAAAUGAGCAGUAGAGGGAAUAGCAGCUUAAAACUGACAUAUGUGUUCUUUUCCAGUAAAGAUGGCCUAAGCUUCAGUUUUGGCCAUGGAAGGUUUGUGUUGCUAGAGGGGGUACCUGAAUGCGCUUUUUAGUCCAUGUUGAUUGUGUUGUUUUUUUUUUAAGUUUUUACACUGGGGGAGUGCUUAAUUUACAGCAGUCAUGUGAAUUGGAUUUAUGAUUUACUGCAGGUUUAACUAGUUGAUAGGUUUUGGUAACGUUUUUGAUAUUCAGAAGCUGAAUCAUAUUGACAGAAUCUGGCUCCACCGAAACUGGCUUAGAAAGAGACCUCCUUGAAUUAGGUGAUUGGGUAUUGUUUGUAUGUCUGAAUAAUGCAAACUACAGUAUGUGACUCAGCAUGCAGGGUGAAACAGCAGCAGUACUGUAAAAAUACCGCACCUUAUCUCUCAUAGAGCAGAAGCCCAAAUGCUCACUAAUUUGUCUUCAAUAUCUCCUGUGGCUCAGGAGUAGUCUUCUCAUCUGAGUCACAGGACUGUGGGUUCAAGGCCCACUUCAGAAACUUGAGCACAUAAUUCCAUCAGGCAGUUCAGGGUAGUGCUGACUGAGUGCUGCAUUGUUGAAGAUGCUGUUUUACAAAUGAGAUGUUAAACUGAAGCGCCAUCUUCCCUCUCAGGUGGCUAUAAAAAAUUCCACAGUGCUAAUGUGCAGAGAAGCUGGGGAGCUCUCUUAGUGCUCUUGCCAAGAAUUAUUGCUCAACCAGAAGAUCACCUGGCGGCUGCAUUUUCUAAGUUACAACAGUGACGAAACUUCAUUUAUUUGCUGAUGAGCACUUUGGGAUGUAAGGGAACACAGGUAGGGCUGCGACUGUCAGCUCAGCUGCGGCUCUGCAAGUGGUUUUUUGGUGAUUUGAAAGUUAGUGAGGUUGGAUUGAUGUCAAGAGGCUGAUGCAAAAGUCAUUAAUGCAUUGAAUGGACUUCCAGGUAGAAGAGACGAGAAAUAACACCUACAGUUGUUCUCAUAGCUGAUUGCUGUAAUAGAACUGCAUGGUUCGGUUUAAAUGACCUGGAAUUGGGCAAAUUGCCUUUCCUCAGCUGUGUCGAUCUUGUUGGAACUCGAGGUGCACAGUAGUUUGUUUUUGGAGGGGUAUUUGUGGAACUCCAUUUCUAUGGCUAGAUGAAAAUUGGAGGAGCAGUAGUCAGUGUACAGCUAUUCCCAUUAUAGAGGAUUGUGUACAGCUUAAACAACUUGCAUUUGUAUAGCCUCUUGUACAUUCUCAAUGGCCCCAAGUUCUUCAAAGCCAAAUUAAUUAUUUUUUGACAUGCAGUCACCAUUGUAGAAAACACGGCAGCCAGUUUGCACUCAGCAAGAUCCCAGAAACAGCAAAUGAAAGAAAUGACCAGAUUAUCAGUUUCGUUGAUGUUGGUUGAAUGAAUAUUAGCCAAGGCAUCUCUUGCCAUUCUGAUAGGAAAUUAGAUCCUUUCCAUCCACCUGAGGGAGCAGACGAGGUCUUAACUUUUCAUCCAUGAGGCACUGCCACACUCCAGCAGUACUGACCAAUGUUCUCUCUGAGCUGCAUGGGCUUGCAGCUGCGCAGCAAUGUGGGAUGUACAACACAGGGAACACAGACUGCACACAACUAACAUUCCCUUUAAGAUAAGUAAUCACGUGGCAAUCUUAAAGAGACAUGUGCAGCUGGCUUGUUGCACUGCACAAGCAAAGAAACUAGUGGGAAUAUUGGAACUGACUGUGGAGUAUCAGGUUGGGGUUAUGUGCUCAAGCUUCUAGAGUGACCUAGAUUCUGCCCCAGUUAUGCCAGUGCACAUGUACUUUUAGUUUUGAAGUUCUUUUGCUUCCUUUUGUCCCCCUUCGCUCAUCCCAAUUUUCUGAUUAUUACAAAGUCCAAUUCGCAAACGAUGGAGUCUUUCUUUUCCCUCUCUGUAUGGGUGCACUUAUAAAACCCAUCUAGGGGAAGGAGUAAAUAGUAUUCUUGGGGACUGAUGGAAUUCAUGUGGAAGUGGAAGGAAUCUUUGCACGCAGUCUGCCUGUAGUAGUUGGAAAGUAGCAAAGGCACUACAGGGACCCAUGCCAGGAGAUGUUGAUACCUUGUUGUUUAAUUUGUCACUUUAUUUUUCCCCAUCAGCUUGCAUCUGUUGCUUUUUGGGCAGGUGAUUGGUCAUAAGGGAUCUGCUAGACACAAGGAGGUAUGAGGUAUCACUUAAAAAGACAUUCUGUCCUUUUCUUUCAUUCACCCAUGCUACAGCCUGAGCUGGAUAAUGCCUGGAUUAAGGAGAGUGGGAGCAUGUUUAUUUGAUGUUUAAUCAUUUACAAAUAGACACUUGCUCUGGGGGAAAUGUUCUGUUCACAUGUCCCUAUUGAAGCAGAAGUCUCUAUCUUCCACUAGCCGACAUUACUGAAGCCUGGUGUUUCCAAAUGGACGGACGAUGGCAGUUUUACAGCACAUCAACACUUAACUUCCUUUGUAUUAAAAAUUUCCACCUAAAUCAACAGCUCCUGGGAGCAAAGAUGAGCCACAUAUAAAACCUCAAACUUUUAUUAAAUCUGUAGUUACUUGAAUGUUUGUAUUUGUCCUGAUAAAAUGGCACCAACAUUUGGUGAUCUUCAUGUGUGUUGUAUGCACUCUUUACAAAAAAAUUAUAAUAUUUGCCAUUAACUUUUGGAAAAAUACAAUGUGAAUCUGAUCUUUGUUUCAAAUGAGUUUCAAUUAGCUAGCAAACCGUUAAUGUGUAGGGAAUAAGUGUGGAAACAGCAGUUAUGUUUCACCUGUAUUCCUGAAAAAUUAUUGUCUAUUCAGUGCCUCCUGUAUCCCUGGAAGGAUUGUGGUAUUAUCUCUACAGUGCCAGGUUUUGAAAUAAUUUGCUGCCUAAUCACCAGAUUUUUAAAAAUAAAUUAGAACUGAAAUCUCUGGGGAAUCGUACUGCGUAUCAUUCACACUUUGCUGUGUAGUUUAUUGAGAACAACUCUGCAUUCUGACCUUUUUGUGCCCUUCUCAGUUCAGGAGUCUGAAGUGUUGAGUAAUUGCCAGGAGUGUUCCCCAGAGAUGGUCUCUGCACUACCUCAUCCAGGCAAUCAGUUAUAGCCCGCUAUUUAACUGGAAGAGGGGGUGAAUUCUAGCCAAUCCUGCCUGACGCCAGCUCACUUUUAUUUACUAAUACUUUUUAUUCCCAGCCCAGGGAACCUUGGGGUGAAUGUGAAAUCUCCAAUGCAGUCUUAGUGAAAAAUCACCUACUGUGGUACAGGCUGGGACCAAGUCUGUGAUGUUGGAAUUGACACGGUUACCCAUUAAAGUCAUUGGGGAACUCUUCCACUCGCAUGCAUGUGUAUAUCUGCUCCUGAGAGAGGCUGGAUAUUAUAUUCCAUCUCAUUUGGUUGCCUUUUUAAUGCUGUUAUCGGAGGUUCCAACCUUUGGUUUGAUACCAGGAAGAUUGUACCUCAAGGAUAGUGCUGGUUAUUGGGUUGGAUUGGUUUUGUCGAUCAGAAUGUCUUGCACUUGACCAGCUUCUAAUCCCUUAUACCGCUUAAUGUAAAUGUAAUUAACUGGUACCUUUUGAGUACCCAAGUGAAUUGUGUGCCCUUUAUGUAGAUCUUAUAUUAAUCGUGUUCUGUUUGAGAGUUGUCUCUGUAUAUUUUCGAUGAUACUAAUAAAAUUUUUUUUUUUUUUA
This is a messenger RNA of Carcharodon carcharias (great white shark), 9832 nucleotides long. RefSeq lists its product as uncharacterized. The transcript is spliced from 13 exons. Lineage: Eukaryota; Metazoa; Chordata; Chondrichthyes; Lamniformes; Lamnidae. Bases 513 to 5420 code for a protein of 1635 amino acids. The record is from RefSeq and is a predicted model, not a curated record.